AGAUGCUUCGGUUAACUGAAUGAUGACAAUUUAUUCGCUUUGAUAUUCGUUAUCUGCAUCAUCUUCUAUCGUGUCCAAGGUCUCCGAUUCAAUAUUUAACCUCAAAUGCGCCAAAAAUAUGACCUAGAUCUCGGUGUUGUUCUUCCUGUGGCGCUUUCGAAGAAUGACUCAUUGCUGGCAAUAUUAGUAAUAUCGUAUUUCUCUUUCAGAUGGCGCAAAAAUGGUUAAUUUGUUUCUUCAUCGCACUGUCGGCGUCCCAAAAAGCCGAAAAGCCGGCGAUGUCUUGUUCGUAUGGUGGCCGAGGUACGCUCAUAUCGAUCUGCACUAACGCUAACGCCGGAUACUUUCGUAAAACCUCGUACAGAUUCGACCAUUUAGACGAAACCCUCCGAUGCGUUAACUGUAGCCUGCAGGUAUUGGAAGGCGGUUCGUUGGACUUGUCCGGCAACCAAAUAAAGCACCUCGACCUCCACAAUUCCCAAAUCACCGUGCUCAAGCCGAGGGCGUUUAUCGGUUUGAUAUUCUUGGAGACCCUCAAUAUAAACUCGAAUCUCAUCGCCGUUAUUCCACCGGAAACCUUCCAAGGAGUCACAAAGAUUCGCACAAUAGACGCAAGCAAUAACGUAAUCAAGUCUUUGGCCGCUAAAGCUUUCGUUGGGCUCUCCAAUUUGAUUUCCCUAAACUUGUGCGACAACAAAAUCGGAUACAUCGACACGGACGCGUUUAGUGGCUUAGAUUCGCUCAGGGUGUUGGAAUUGUGCAACAACGCAAUAUACGACCUUCACCACAUCUUUACGGCCCCCUCGAAACUGUGGUACCUCAACGUGGCGCGCAACCAAAUCACCGACGUCAUCGAAACCGACUUUAGAUACUUAAACAAUCUCGUGGUGCUGCGAAUGCCUAGCAAUUCCUUGAAGUCAAUCAGGAGGCACGCGUUUCUACCGCUGCUCAACCUCCAAACACUCAACUUGUCCUCCAAUCCGAUUGAGGCGAUCGAGACCGGCGGAUUUCGCGGCCUAUCGUCCCUGGAGGAGUUCGACUUGAGCGGCUGUCGAAUCCGAAACGUGCAGAAGGGACUCCUGCUCGCGCUCCACAUGCUGCGCACCCUCGACUUGUCCAACAACCGCCUCGGAACGUUCCAAACCGGAAUAUUCUCCGGUCUCCCGGAGUUGCGGGUUCUAAACGUGAGCCACAACAAGAUCAAACGGUACGAACGGACCGGAGUGCUUAAGCUUCCCAGUCUGCACAACCUCGACUUAUCCUACAACGAGCUGAAGACCAUCGACUACAAGGCUUUGAUUGGCCAUCUUCCCGCUCUGUCGUACCUGGGUCUGGAGGGCAACGACCUGAGUUGCUUCCUGAAGAGCGAAAUGCAGGAAAUGUUUAAGGAAGACAAUUUUAAGUUUAAUUUGGGCGCCAUUGAGAACUCAAAUGAAAAGUGUAACGCGUCCAAAAUUGACGUUGACACGUCCUCUAACCAAAUAGAGGACGUCUCCACCGAAAGGUUGCAGAGCUAUAAGUAUUACGCAGCGGAUGAGCACGAAUACUUUCUUUAUGUUUUCAUCGUAUUUUCAGUUGCGGUGCUUUCCAUUUUGUUUUAUUUGCACUACCGUGAUAGAGUGCAGCUUGCGCGAAUGAGUCAUACAGACACGUUCGAGACGCCGUUAAUCGUAAACUAAGUUUUUGUAAAUAAAAUGAUUGGUCCAAAAACUUUGUAUGCCACCAUAACGGAAACGCUUAGCUUAGUUUUGUUACAGAUGAAUUACCACCCCCUACUGUGCGUGCUGCUAGUGCUAACGUCGGCGGCGGCCCAACAGCCCGCAAUGUCUUGCAGCUACAAAGGGCGCGGUUUUCUCACGUCCAUUUGCGUUAAUGCCAUCCCAUCCUUUUUCCGUAUGACCGUCUACCGCUUCGACAAUCUUGACGAGACGCUUCAGUGCGUCAACUGCACUUUGCAAGUCAUCGAGAGCUACACGUUUGACAUAUCCGGUAACCAGAUCAAGCAACUUGAUCUGACCGACUCAAAAAUCACAGUUUUGAAACCGAAAGCCUUCAUGGGGCUCGUCUUCUUGGAGACACUCAACCUGAAGGACAACCAAAUCGUUUCAGUACCGGCAGAGACCUUCCAGGGCAUCACCAAGGUGAAGGACCUGAACAUGGAAAACAAUCGGAUUGAUAAACUGCUGGCGAACGGAUUUAAAGAGCUGACGAAUAUGCACAAGCUGAAUUUGAAGGCCAACAACAUUAAGAGUAUCGAGGACGGUUCCUUUAACGGCUUGGGUUCCGUGGAAGAGCUCGACCUCUCCAACAACGAAAUCACGACAAUUAACGGAAUCUUCACCGGUUUGGUUAGCGUGCGCUCGCUCAACUUCGAAAAGAACAAGAUUUCGAAGCUCGAUCCACUCGACGUCGAACAGCUGAACGUGCUCCUCUACCUGAACUUGGCCAGAAACAACCUGAAGGUCAUUUCGAACAACACAUUCCUGCAACUGCCCCGCUUGGAAACUCUAAACCUGUCCUCAAAUCCAAUUGAAUCCGUCGAGGUCGGUUCGUUUCGCGGAUUGGACGCACUAGAGGAGCUGGAUUUGAGCAGCUGCCUAAUUGAGAACAUCCAAAAAGGGCUACUGCUCACCCUUCACCGGUUGCGCAUACUGAAUUUGUCCUACAACCGGCUCAAGGUUUUCAAAACUGGCCUUUUCUCCGGAUUACCCGAGCUGAGAAAGCUGAACAUGUCCCACAACAAGAUUUUGACGUACGAGAAGACCGGCCUAUUCCCAUUGCAUAGUCUCCACAACCUGGACCUGUCCUUCAACAACCUCACCGAUCUAGACUACAAGCUUCUCAUCGACCAUCUCCCGGCCUUAUCCCACAUAGGUCUCGAGGAGAACUCGUUACCGUGCUACCUGAAGAAGGAGAUGGAGGAGACCUUCAAGCACGACAAUCUUAUCUUCAGCCUGGGUGCGGACGCCGAAGACCCCAACUUUAAGUGCCCCACGCGAACGACCGUGGCUCCCGACGACGGACCAGACGACGAAACCAACGCGGUGACGGUCACCGCACCCGUUUACAUGCAGACGUCCGACGGACACCAGUACGUGCUGUACGUCUUCGUGGCGGUCGCGUUAAUAUUAAUGUCGCUCCUAUUUUACCUGCAAUAUCGCAAUCGUACCGAAAUCACCAGGAUCGUGGGGAGGACGAACGUGUCAGAGACGAGACUGAUCUCCAGCGAGCUGGAGGACGGGGAGGCUUAUUAACGUUAGGUAUUAAAUAAAUUAUGCAGCUUUGCCUAUGUACCUUUAAUAAUAAAUCGAAUUUAGUAUAAGUGCGA
Messenger RNA from Photinus pyralis (common eastern firefly), 3328 nucleotides. RefSeq names its product slit homolog 2 protein-like. Gene Ontology annotation, molecular function: protein binding. NCBI's taxonomy places the organism in Eukaryota, Metazoa, Arthropoda, Insecta, Coleoptera, Lampyridae. The record is from RefSeq and is a predicted model, not a curated record.